This is a messenger RNA of Annulohypoxylon truncatum, 492 nucleotides long. RefSeq lists its product as uncharacterized. The transcript has 2 exons. Bases 1 to 492 code for a protein of 163 amino acids. Lineage: Eukaryota; Fungi; Ascomycota; Sordariomycetes; Xylariales; Hypoxylaceae. The record is from RefSeq and is a predicted model, not a curated record.
AUGUCAGCAACGCAGAUCCAAUCGGUGCGGCUUCAGCACAAAAACGUCAAGCGAAAUACCCGAAUUUUUAAGCAAUGGCUUGAAGCAGCAGCUAAAGCUUCUGGUUGGAUAAAUUUCGGGCACGAGGGAGAACGGACGACUGGUGAUAUCGCUGCGCAAAUCGAGUUGGUGUCAAACAGUCAGUGUGAAGCCAACUUCAUACCAGCCGACGUUCAUGUUGCAUUACGCAAUGCCAUUGAGGGCAGGAAAACCUGUAAGGACUUCUUCCAGGCGAAAAGGUUGUCCACACAACGUUCAACAACCGAACACAGCCAUUUUAUCGCUCUCUUAGAGCACGCACUCAACGUCCUCCCGAGACAGAAACGCGAAGAUCCCGAGUUGCAUAGAGACAGGCACCACAGUUCCACAUUGGAGGCUCCUAUGACUUCAUUUUCUUCGCCCGUUAACGAUUCUGAGUGGCAUCUUGUUAGCCGCAAAAGACGUAGAUCAUAA